AUGGGAAUGGUCAGUUGUCUUCUAGUUCUAUACAAAAAGAAUGGUGUAAUUGCAACGUAUCAUGUAAAAGACAAAGUUUGUAUUGAGACAUUCAUAAAGGAUGUUACCCAUUCUGUCUACUUCAAUGAGGUUGAGUACGAGGCGAAGUGUACAUGUGGAUUGUUUGAGAUGAAUGGGAUAUUGUGUAGAUAUGUGUUCAUUGUUUUCAAGUUUAAUUGUAUUCGUUCAUUGCUAGAAAAGUAUAUAUUGGACCGAUGGAGAAAAGACGUUAAAAGGAGAUAUGUUGUUAACCAAAGUAGUUAUGAUGGAGUUGUGGCGAGGCCGGAAGUGAGCAGAUAUUCAAUUAUAAUCAAGAUAUGUUACAAUGUCGCAACAAAUGCUGCGUCAUGUGAUGAGCAUAUGGAGGAUAUGAGUGAAAAGUUACAUGCAAUGAACCUUGUCAAUAGUAGCAACAAGCCGCCCCCAGAUUGCUUGGUUGCAAUCCCUACCGUCGACAUGACUACGGCUGGGAGUUCAAAGAAAGUACUCAGUCCCCUUGUUGUGAGAGGCAAAGGCAGACUGCCAUCGUUAAGGAGAGCAGGAAGGAUGGAGAGAUUGUACAAACCCAAUCUGAAGAGAGCUAUUCAGAAGGAAAAACGUAGAUAG
This is a messenger RNA of Carya illinoinensis, 645 nucleotides long. Its product is annotated as protein FAR1-RELATED SEQUENCE 6-like. NCBI's taxonomy places the organism in Eukaryota, Viridiplantae, Streptophyta, Magnoliopsida, Fagales, Juglandaceae. The transcript has a single exon. The coding region runs from base 1 to 645 and encodes 214 amino acids. Gene Ontology annotation, molecular function: zinc ion binding. The record is from RefSeq and is a predicted model, not a curated record.